AUGGAGGUCAUGGCGGGGGCGGUGCUGAGCGCGCUCCUCCACAAGCUGGACGCCGUGCUGACGGACGAGUACAACCUGCAGAGGAGCCUGAGGGGCGAGAUCAUGUUCCUCCGAGCCGAGCUGGAGAGCAUGCAGGAGGCCCUCGAAAGGGUAUCGUCCUCGUCGACGCCGCAGCCGGUCGACAUGCAGGUCAGGAUCUGGGUAGGGCAAGUCAGGGAGCUCUCCUACGACGUCGAAGACAGCAUCGACAGGUUCAUGGUGCGCGUCGACCUCCACCAUCCGGGGUUCAGCGGGUUCAUCGGCAGGUGCCUGAGUCUGCUGACCACGGCCCGGGUUCGCCAUCGGAUCGCCGCGGACAUCAGGGGCAUCAAGGGCCGCGUCAAGGAGGUCGCUGACCGCCGUGACAGGUACAAGGUUGACGACGAUGUUUUCGCGGUCCGGCGGCCUGCGGGCACCACCACCGUCGAUCCUCGCUUGCAUGGCAUGUACGAGGAUUCGACGAGGCUCGUCGCGGUGGGCGGGCCAAGGGCGGAGUUAUGCAGGUUGUUGGUGGAGCAAGAAAGUUCAACUGCCAUGGAUGGUCAACUGAAGGUGGUCUCCAUUGUUGGGGUGGGUGGCCUGGGCAAGACGACUCUGGCCAACGUCGUGUACCAGCAGAUCAGAGGGCAGUUUGAUUGCGACGCCUUUGUCAUGGUGUCCCUCAAGCCCGAUCUGAGGAGGGUUUUGGGCAGCUUGCUCCGUCAGGUUAGUAAGCAGAGUUACAGCGAGGUUGAAGCAUGGGAUGUUGUGGAAAUCAUUGACAAAAUCAGACAAGUUCUUCGAGAUAAGAGGUACUUAAUUAUUGUUGAUCAUAUAUGGGACGAAUCAGCUUGGAAUUAUAUAAAGACUGUACUAGUUGAGAACAACUGCAGUAGCAGAGUAAUCACAACAACACGUACUGCUGGUGUUGCUGCAUCAUGCAGUUCUUCCAUCGACGGUAACAUUUAUAAACUAAAUCCUCUUGGUCAUGAUGAUUCGAAGAAGUUGUUCUAUGAAAGAAUAUUUGGGAGUAAAGAUGGUUCUCAUGUGGAACUGAGAGAAAUAUCUGAGAAAAUCAUAAGAAAGUGUGAUGGUGUACCAUUAGCUCUCAUCACUAUUGCCAGCCUAUUGUCUCACAAAUCAAUGAACAUACAUGAAUGGGACACUGUCAACAAAUCAAUCUGUUCUGGACUUGAGAAAUUCCCCAAUAUGGAGGACAUGCGUCAGAUAUUGUCUAUUACUUAUUAUGAUUUGCCGUCCCAUCUAAAACCCUGCUUUCUAUACCUAAGUGUUUAUCCGGAGGAUUAUACAAUAUUGAGUGAUCACUUGGUACGAAGAUGGAUAUCCGAAGGCUUUGUCCAUGGAAGUGAUGUGGAUACCUUAUAUAAAGUUUGGUUUGGUUACUUCAGUGAUCUUAUUAACCGAAGCCUAAUUCAACCACAACAUGUAGAUUCUCGUGGCAAUGUAGGGGCUUGUCGUGUACAUGGUAUGGUCCUUGAUUUGAUCACAUCCUUGUCAGUUGAAGAAAAUUUUGUCACUACAUUAGAUAGCCAUCAACCUAGUGAUCUUUCAAAGAAGAUACAUCGAUUAUCCAUCCAAAACAAUCAAGAACAUCACACCAUGUCACUUUCUAUGGUGAGCUUAUCCCACGUGAGAUCAUUUAUCAUCUUUCCUAGUGCUACAAAAUUGAUGCCGCCUCUUUCAAGAUUUCAAGUUCUGCGAGUGUUGGAUCUAGAAGGUUGCCGUGACUUGGAGAAUCAUCAUAUUCAUGGUGUUUGGAAUUUAUUUCAUUUGAGGUAUCUAGGACUAAGGGAUACAAAUAUUACCAAAAUCCUGAAAGGAGUAGGGAAUCUGUAUUCUUUGCAAACAUUGGAUUUGAGUCAAAGUGGCAUAACUGAUCUGCCAUCAACCAUUGUUCAGUUAAGGAAACUUGUGUGCCUAUACAUUGAAACAUCGGUAAAGCUACCAGAUGAGAUUGGAGCCAUGAAAUCUCUAUAG
Molecule: messenger RNA, 2016 nt
Organism: Triticum turgidum subsp. durum (durum wheat)
Lineage: Eukaryota; Viridiplantae; Streptophyta; Magnoliopsida; Poales; Poaceae
Source: the annotation of a GenBank genome assembly